ACAUAAUGGGUGUAGACCUCCUAAAAAAAAGACGUGUGUAAAAAUAGGAACUGAAGAUAUUUCAAGAGAAAGAAACGAUUCAAUGAUUUGAUCAAAUAAGAUUACUAUGGUUCGAGAGGAAGUAGCAGUAUCUACUCGUACACUAGAGUGGAAGUGUGUUGAAUCAAGAGCAGACAGUAAGCGUCUUUAUUAUGGACGUUUUAUUCUGUCUCCGCUUAUGAAAGGUCAAGCCGAUACAAUAGGCAUCGCAAUGCGAAGGGCUUUACUUGGAGAAAUAGAAGGAACAUGUAUCACACGUGCAAAAUCUGAGAAGAUACCACAUGAAUAUUCUACCAUAGUAGGUAUUGAAGAAUCAGUACAUGAAAUUUUAAUGAAUUUGAAAGAAAUUGUAUUGAGAAGUAAUCUGUAUGGAACUCGCAACGCAUCUAUUUGCGUCAGGGGUCCUGGAUACGUAACUGCUCAAGACAUCAUCUCACCGCCUUCUGUGGAAAUCGUUGAUACUACACAGCAUAUAGCUAGCCUCACAGACCCAAUUGAUUUGUGUAUUGAAUUACAAAUCGAGAGGAGGCGCGGAUAUCAUAUGAAAACACUAAAUAACUCUCAAGAUCUAAGUUAUCCUAUAGAUGCUGUAUUUAUGCCUGUUAGAAAUGCGAAUUAUAGUAUUCAUUCUUAUGGGAAUGGAAACCAGAAACAAGAGAUCCUUUUUCUCGAAAUAUGGACGAAUGGAAGUUUAACUCCUAAAGAAGCACUUUACGAAGCCUCUCGGAAUUUGAUUGAUUUAUUUAUCCCCUUUCUACAUGCACAAGAAGAGGACAUUCAGUUACAGGACAAUCAAAACGGGGUUGCUUUACCUUUUUUUAUCUUUCAUGAUAGAUUGGCUAAAUUAAGCAAAAACAAAAAAGCAAUGGCAUGGAAACACAUUUUUAUUGACCAAUUAGAAUUGUCUCCCAAGUCCUAUAAUUGCCUCAAAAGGUCCAAUAUACAUACAUUAUUGGAACUUUUGAAUAAGAGUGAAGAAGAUCUUAUGGAAAUGAAAGAUCUUGGCCUAGAAGAUCUAAAAAAGAUAGUGAGCAUUCUAGAAAAGGAUUUCUGAUUUACCGAAGAAUAAGUUUGAAAUCCAUUGGAAUUUGUUUUUGAUCUUUUUUUUUUUUCUUUUAGAAAGAAAGAAAAGAAGAAAGGUUUUGAAUCUUCAGCAAAUCUGUAUGUUCGGAAUAGAUCCAGAAUAAAAUGGAAUAGACGUAUCUAGGGGGGAUUCACUUUCAAGCGACCAUUCCCUAGAUACAUACGUCAUAGUAUUUUAUUUUAUGGUUGAAUGAAUUU
This is a messenger RNA of Telopea speciosissima, 1320 nucleotides long. RefSeq names its product DNA-directed RNA polymerase subunit alpha. The transcript has a single exon. Gene Ontology annotation, biological process: DNA-templated transcription. Gene Ontology annotation, molecular function: DNA binding; DNA-directed RNA polymerase activity; protein dimerization activity. The record is from RefSeq and is a predicted model, not a curated record. Bases 107 to 1093 code for a protein of 328 amino acids. Lineage: Eukaryota; Viridiplantae; Streptophyta; Magnoliopsida; Proteales; Proteaceae.